This is a messenger RNA of Loa loa (African eye worm), 666 nucleotides long. RefSeq lists its product as hypothetical. The transcript is spliced from 5 exons. NCBI's taxonomy places the organism in Eukaryota, Metazoa, Nematoda, Chromadorea, Rhabditida, Onchocercidae. Bases 1 to 666 code for a protein of 221 amino acids. The record is from RefSeq and is a predicted model, not a curated record.
AUGCAUGCAAUGCGACAACAAUAUAAAGCCUUUUUCAAAAAAGGUCAAUUUUUUCCCCCCAAUAAAGUAUUCAUUCAUCCUGUAACUAAAAAAUUUAGUAGUUGUAGUAGUAGUAGUAGUAGUAGUAGUAGUAGUAGUAGUAGUAGUAGUAGUAGUAGUAGUAGUAGUAGUAGUAGUAGUAGUAGUAGUAGUAGUAGUAGUAGUAGUAGUAGUGGUAGUAGUAGUAGUAGUAGUGGUAGUAGUAGUAGUAGUAGCAGUUGUAGCGCUACUAUCACUACUACUACUACUACUACUACAACUGCUUUUGCUACUGCUCUUACUGCAUUAGCUAUCUGCCGCAAUUGUGCAUUUUAUUUGUUGGAACAAUUGUCGCCCACCUGUUGUCCAUAUUCUGUUUCGGACUACAACUAUCUACGGCAUUCGACAUCAUCGGUGAUCGUCUGUCGUCUUGCCCUGUCAUCCAUCUUUACAGAAUUGGUGAUAUACACAUGCGACCCGUGGCUUGGAUCAUUUCCGGUAUCAGGAACCGAUCCAGAAUCAAUAUCACAACGAUUAGAUCGUUUCGUUCAUCGGAAACCAGCUACUGCUGUUCAAUUAUCAAUUUCUGUAUCUGGUGUAAAAGUUUGCGCUAUUAAUGAUGAGAAGGGAAAAAAAAUGAGAGAAUAG